Messenger RNA from Cynocephalus volans (Philippine flying lemur), 972 nucleotides. It is a transcript of the gene FAM174A, whose product is annotated as family with sequence similarity 174 member A. The coding region runs from base 140 to 700 and encodes 186 amino acids. The transcript has 3 exons. The record is from RefSeq and is a predicted model, not a curated record. NCBI's taxonomy places the organism in Eukaryota, Metazoa, Chordata, Mammalia, Dermoptera, Cynocephalidae.
CCGCCUGCAGGGGAGGGGCCGGGCCUCAGCCCGGGAUUUGGUCACCUCUUCCUUAUUCUCCGCGGCGCCCAUGGUCCCUCCUGUUGCCAGGGUGGCGGGCCCGGCGGCUCCCGUGUGGUGAGAGAGAGUUUUGGGGACGAUGAAGGCCCCGCACUGCUGCUGCUGUCUCAGCCGCCUCCUGACCUCCGUCGUCCUCUUGCUCCUGCUGCCAACGCUGAGCGGGCCUCUGGCGGUGCUGCUGCAGGCGGCCGAGGCCGCGCCUCCAGAACACGGGCCGCGGACCCUGUCGCCGCUGCCGCCGGGCCCCACCGCUGCCCAGCAGCCGGGCCGUUCUCCGGCUGAAGCCACGGGGCCUCGUGCCUCAGAAGGCGGCAACGGCAGCAGCCCCGGGGCGGGGCUUGCGGCGGUCGAUCACGGAGGGAAGGCCGGGGAAGUCUCAGUGGGUGGCGGCCUCGCGGUGAGCCCCAACCCUGGCGACAAGCCCAUGACCCAGAGGGCUCUGACCGUGCUGAUGGUGGUGAGCGGCGCGGUGCUGGUGUACUUCGUGGUCAGGACAGUCAGGAUGAGAAGAAGGAACCGAAAGACUAGGAGAUAUGGAGUUUUGGACACUAACAUAGAAAAUAUGGAAUUGACACCUUUAGAACAAGAUGAUGAGGAUGAUGAUAACACCUUGUUUGAUGCCAGUCAUCCUCGAAGAUAAGAAUGUGCCUUUUGAUGAGAGGACUUCAUCUUUCUACAGUGAAGAGCGGAGUUUCUACAUUUAAGGAAUAAGAAGCCACUAUAUCAAUGGGGGGGGGGUAUUUAUUUAAGUUACAUAUAUUAUGACAACCUUUAAUUUGUUGUUGCAAUAAAUACUGUAUCUUUUUUUAUAUCUUUGUAUGUAUAGAAAUGCUCUAUGAAUGAGCUCAGAGUUGUUGAAAAUAAAUUGUAUAUAAUAGUUUAUCUGUUUGAAAAUUACUUUAAAAUGGUAUU